This is a messenger RNA of Acanthopagrus latus (yellowfin seabream), 1348 nucleotides long. Its product is annotated as cytosolic sulfotransferase 3-like. The record is from RefSeq and is a predicted model, not a curated record. NCBI's taxonomy places the organism in Eukaryota, Metazoa, Chordata, Actinopteri, Spariformes, Sparidae. Gene Ontology annotation, biological process: sulfation. The transcript is spliced from 8 exons. The coding region runs from base 424 to 1335 and encodes 303 amino acids. Gene Ontology annotation, molecular function: sulfotransferase activity. Gene Ontology annotation, cellular component: cytoplasm.
GGUGCAAAAUGGGUUGUUGAUCUUAGAACUAAUCAGUGCUCUAACGUUAGACUGAAGCUCCUGCUGCUGAUAGACAGAAGGGGAACAGGGAGCUGCUGGCCCUGGAGGACUGGCACCAAAAUUUUUGUCAGUCUGUCUCCCAGUUUUGGCAAAGCAUUCUGUUUUCAUUGUGCCACGGUUUGGACUUUGAACCCAGUUAGUAUGACAAGACUGAUUGGAACAACCUGCACUGUGUUGUUCUCACACUGUUUUUUAUGGGCUUUGUUAAUUAAUCCAUCUAGUAAUUCAUUCAGUGCCUCACUGAACUGCCCCUGCCCCAUGUCUGCUCAGUCUGUGUGUUGUCCUGUGUUUUUGAGCUCUCUUUGUAGAUUCUGAGUGUUCUUACAAGUGAAGUCAACAGUUGUUUCGAGGAGAAAACAGAGGAUGUCUUUCGAUCCAAAGAAGAUGGAGUUUAGUCGAGGGGAACUCUUUGAUUUCCAUGGAGUCGCAAUGGUCGAGCAGUUCACCAAAAACUGGGAGAAGGUCCAGAACUUUCAGGCCAGGCCAGAUGAUAUACUUAUUGCGACAUACCCCAAAGCAGGAACCACAUGGGUCUCUUUGAUACUUGACCUGCUGUAUUUUGGUCAAACAUCUCCCGAGCGUCAGACAUCCAUCCCAAUCCAUAAAAGAGUGCCUUUCUUGGAGUCCACCCUCCCGUCCAAUGAUGCAGGUCUUCAUUUAGGAACCGAUGUAGCAGAGAACCUCACCACCUCUCCACGACUCAUUAAAACUCAUUAUCCAGUCCAGUUCGUGCCGAAGUCCUUUUGGGAGCAAAACUGCAAGAUAGUCUACAUGGCCCGCAAUGCCAAAGACAGUAUGGUGUCUUUUUUUCACUUUGAUCGCAUGAUGAUGACCCAGCCAGACCCUGGAGACUGGAACAGCUACUUCCACAGAUUCAUGGAGGGACAGAUGGUGUUUGGAUCCUGGUAUGACCAUGUGAACAACUGGUGGAAGAAGAAACAGACCUACUCAAACAUCCAUUACAUGUUCUACGAAGACAUGAUCGAGGACACUGGACGGGAAAUAGACAAACUCUGCUCGUUUCUUUGUUUGUCUCUUUCGGCCGAGGAGAGGAAACAAAUCCUGUAUGGAGUGCAGUUUGACAACAUGAAGAGAAACAAAAUGGCCAAUUAUUCUACACUCCCGAUCAUGGAUUUCAAAAUUUCUCCGUUCAUGAGGAAAGGGAAGGUCGGUGACUGGAGGAACCAUUUCACUGUGGCCCAGAAUGAAGAGUUUGAUGAAGACUACAAGAAAAAGAUGAAGGACCCCACACUUGAGCUCCGCACUGAGAUUUGAGCGUGAACAUGCG